Molecule: messenger RNA, 2552 nt
Organism: Anolis carolinensis (green anole)
Lineage: Eukaryota; Metazoa; Chordata; Lepidosauria; Squamata; Anolidae
Gene: il2ra
Product: interleukin 2 receptor subunit alpha
Exons: 7
Coding region: 94-840 (248 amino acids)
Biological process (GO): inflammatory response
Molecular function (GO): interleukin-2 binding; interleukin-2 receptor activity
Source: RefSeq, a predicted model, not a curated record
CAGAAGAGAGAGAUGUUGCCACCCAAGCAGUCACCCAAGCCGGUCUUCGGUCUUUUUCUUCUCUAAAAUUACAAAUUUGAGGACUGAGAAGAUAUGGGCAACUUCUGCAUUGGAUUUGGAUUAUUCUUGAUGUGGGGAACGAUCCAGACCACAUUCGGGGCUGGGAAAGGAGAAUGCCCCUUUCCCCAGACAAUUGAGUUUGCCGAGUAUUUUGCCGAGUGGUACGUCUUGGGGACAGUGGUCCGUUAUGACUGUGAGCUUGGCUACAAGAGGCUGGGAGGAAGAAGCAACCGGAUGACCUGCGAGAAGCGAUCCACCCAAGCUCAGUGGACCUGCCGGUUUCCCCCCAAUUGCACAGCCAUUUCUGAGCUGACUUCUCGCGCUUCCCAGAAGCUCUCAACUGAAGCAUGUGAAGAAAGUUCGAACAGCUCCCAAAUAACAUCCCACCACAUUAUAAAAGACCUUACAGAUGGAUGCAGACUCCCCAGGCCCCUCAAACAUGCCACGGUCAAGGUGGCUAAGUAUCUUGUGGGGCAAACACUGCAGUACAGAUGCCUGGAUGGAUACCACGCCUGGUCCCCCAUCUCUGGAAACAGCACUUGCCAGGAUUUCAAGGGGAAAGGAGUGUGGUCCCGCUUAUCUCUGCGCUGCGCCAAUGACAGCAGUAGUGUUGUUACCGAAGGGAUACCAAACUCCUCCCUUGGCUCAGCUCCUUCUUCCAAAAGCUCUUCAACAGAAGAUUAUAAACAAAGAGACAAUGGCUCCCAAAGCAUAUUAGAGCAAGUCAUGGAAGCAACUGUGUUGAUUAUUGCUGUAAUGAUUGUUGCCAUCCUUUUAUAAGGAAUCCUCAUAAGAAAUGUGUGGUAAAUAAAGGCACCUGAAGAUUGGUGAAAGGCUCCAAUUCCUAAUUGGAUGAACUUGCCGGCAAAAUCAGAAGAAGAUAUUUGGAUGUCCAAGGAUUCUCAUUUGGGGCCACAUGUCUACAUUAAGAUCUCAGGGACUUGGAUCUGAAUUAUAGUGGAUGGCUGUGGAAUGGCACCACUCGUAUUGACCUUAUUCUUUAAACAUGUUUAUUUUACUAAUUGAUGCUUGCCUGGAAGCCCUCUCCGCAAGAGUUUGCUGGAAAUUUUUUUUCUCUUUCCCCUGAUUCUGUUGCUCUAUUUCUUCUUCCCAUACUUGUUUAAAGAUUGUAUGUGUUGUACAGUUAUAAAUGUUUUAUUUGCUGCCUUAGGCCCCUUCCACACAGCUGAAUAAAAUCCCAUAUUAUCUGCUUUGAACUGGAAUAUAUGGCAGUGUGGACUCGGAUAAUCCAGUUCAAGGCAGAUACUAUGGGAUUUUCUGCUUUGAUAUUCUGGGAUAUGUGUGGAAGGGCCCUUUGAGACUUUGAUUGAAAAGUGGGUUGCAAAUCUUUUAGUGGGUAAAUCAUGAAUGAAUAGGGAUUCAUUCCAAUCCCUAUUUGGCCAUGGAAACCCACUGGGUGACCUUGGGCAAGUGAUGUCGAAGGCUUUCAUGUCUGGAAUCACAGGGUUGUUGUGUGUUUUCUGGGCUGUAUGACCAUGUUCCAGAAGCAUUCUCUCCUGACAUUUCGCCCACAUCUAUGGCAGGCAUACUCUGAGGAUGCCUGCCAUAGAUGUGUGUGAAAUGUCAGGAAAUUUUAAAAUUUUAAAAUGGAAAUUAGAAAAGGAAAAAGGCCUGAUGGGUUUUAUUUAUAAGAAAUUAAUUGAAAAACAAUAUAAAUUGAAACAAACAUUAGCCGAGAUAUGGAAAGAGGACAUGAACAUUAACAACUCUGACAUAGAAUACUGGAUUAAUUCAAUUUAAAAAAUCAAGCAGAUAAGGAUAAGAGAAACCCAAAGGAAAAUACUGACUAAAUGGUAUAGAACCCCAAUCCAAUUAGCUUAUAUAACUAAAACAACCACAAAAUUGUGUUGGCAUGGAUGUGGGAUAACUGGCUCAUAUAUUCAUAUGUGGUGGGAAUGUGAUAAAGUGCAAACAUUUUAUAACAACGUAAAGAAGGAAAUUGAAGAUUUAACUGGACAUAAAUUGAUUUUGAAAAAUAAAGAAUUCUUCAUCCAGAAAUUAGAUAAGAACAAAAUUACUAAGGACUGGGGCGAAAUUAUAAAAUACAUGUUAGUUGCUGCUCAAGGAACAGUUGCCUUGGGUUGGAAAGAGCAAACAAAGUGGGAACUUUAAAAAUGGUAUGAAUACCUAGCUGAUUUUAUGCUUCAGGAUUAUAUCCUUGAAAGGAGAACUAAAUAUAUAUCAGGCCGAAUAAAAAAGAAUUGGGAGCUGAAAUGGGGAAGAUUGAUAGAUAAAGUCAAAGGACAAAGAAAAUAUAAAGAAUUGAAUCAUUCUCUACUUACGAUUGAUCAAUUAAAAUAAUAUCUGAAUGGAAGAAAGUACUGUUCCCAAAGGGAGGGGGGUUUGAAAAACUACUUGAAAUAAAUGGGAGAUAAAAGUGGAACUAGCAAGUGUAUUGUUACCGAGAAUAUGUGAUUGGAUGUGUAUGUUGAUGGAUUUUGUUGUUGUUUCGGUGGUAUCUACAAUAAAAA